ACCGGCUGGCUGAGACGCUCCGUUAUUCUGCGUUGGCUAUUUGGGGUCAACGAAAUCUACGAGAGAUAUGCCUACAUCACGCGCAUACUUAACGCUUCUUUAUUAGAUCUGACCAGUGCGGAAGCCGCGCCGGCACAAAGUCUUCUGCUUGAAAUGCAGCGAGAUAAGCGCCUGAGUCUAUCCGGUGAGCUUUUCUCCACCAUUUUUACAUUCAUUUUGGUCUCGCCUAAGAGUGGCUAUUGGAUAGACUUAAGGAGAGGGAUAGAAGGGGGUGCAGGAAAAGCCAAUGAAUAA
Messenger RNA from Protopolystoma xenopodis, 294 nucleotides. Lineage: Eukaryota; Metazoa; Platyhelminthes; Monogenea; Polystomatidea; Polystomatidae. The record is from the annotation of a GenBank genome assembly.